Molecule: messenger RNA, 1281 nt
Organism: Pristis pectinata (smalltooth sawfish)
Lineage: Eukaryota; Metazoa; Chordata; Chondrichthyes; Rhinopristiformes; Pristidae
Gene: gpr151
Product: G protein-coupled receptor 151
Exons: 1
Coding region: 1-1281 (426 amino acids)
Biological process (GO): G protein-coupled receptor signaling pathway
Cellular component (GO): membrane
Molecular function (GO): G protein-coupled receptor activity
Source: RefSeq, a predicted model, not a curated record
AUGGAGAAACUUCCAGUUGAAAUGAACGAUUUCAACGCCCCCAAUACGACCAAUGAUGUCACCCAGCUGGACGGAGGAUAUCAAAAUACCGAGACCAAACAGCUGAAUAUUGUGACCCCGCUUAUUUUUGCCGCUAUCUGUUUGGUCGGUUUUGCUGGAAAUUUCCUGGUUAUUGCCGUCUUGAUCACAAAUGCAAGAAAGGGCCGCACUUCGAUGAUAAAUUCAUUAAUACUCAACUUGAGCGCGGCCGACCUCCUGAUGAUGUUGUUCUGCGUCCCCUUCAGGGCUGUUGCUUACUCCAGGCCAUUCUGGACUCUCGGUUGGUUCAUCUGCAAGACAGUGGAUUGGUUUUUCCAGAGCUGCCUGACUGCAAAAAGUUUCACCUUAGCCGUGCUGGCCAAAGCUUGUUUCAUGUACGUGUCACAUCCGUCCAAACAGGUCCAAAUCAAGCAUCAGAGAGUGGCAGUGGUCAUCAUCUCCAUCUGGGCGAUGGCGUUUAUCCUCGCGGUGCCGCACUGGCUCUUUGCAGCUAUCAGUCGUGAAGCCGAGGUGACGAUGUGCAUUCUUGACUGGCCGGAACAUGCGUCCAAUUUUCUGGCAGUUUUUGCAAAGUUGUACCCUGCGUUGGUUUACUGUCUUCCUGUGACCUGUACCUUCACUUAUCACUGGAAGGCUUUUAGGAGAUGCAAACGACGAGGAGCCAAAAACCAGAACCUGCGGAAUCAGAUCAGAGGGCGGCGACUGACCGCUAUGCUAUUCGGAGUCAGUCUGGCCUUCGCCGCCAUGUGCGCCCCGGAAUGGGUGGUGUGGCUUUGGAUUCGACACGUCCAGAAGGACGAUCCCUCGCCACCCGCAGCUUUCAUCCUGUUCUCUCAAGUCCUGGUGUUCAGUAUCUCUCCGGUCAACCCGUUUAUCUUCGUCUCGAUGUCUGAAGAGUUCAAAGAAGGUUUCAUGAGUCUGUGGAAAAGGCUGAUCUCCAGCAAGCCGCGAACAUCUCCCAGCCUCUCAGGUAGCCAACCCCAGGAGACCAGGUCGCAGAGUGUCCCGACAAACCGCCAUCAGUGCCAGGAGGAGAAAGCUGUCCAAGUCCCGGACAGUGACCCCGCUCAAGAAAAAGCAGAGAGCCCCACGAGUAAAACGGCUAACAUCGUCCUGUCCGACAUGGAACAGUUUUGGCAUGACAGACAAAACGCAGUGGCCACUGUAGAAGAAGACCCCGUCCCCUGGGAACAUCAGAGCGGAUCAGACCCUCCACUCCCUGAGAGGGGUAGAAAGAUGUGA